Molecule: messenger RNA, 2013 nt
Organism: Pochonia chlamydosporia 170
Lineage: Eukaryota; Fungi; Ascomycota; Sordariomycetes; Hypocreales; Clavicipitaceae
Product: peptide-N4-(N-acetyl-beta-glucosaminyl)asparagine amidase A
Exons: 2
Coding region: 1-2013 (670 amino acids)
Source: RefSeq, a predicted model, not a curated record
AUGAGGACGGUUCUGUGGAUCGUGCCCCUGGUGGCGCAAGUCUUGGCGAUGGCUCCCGCGCGCCUGGGACAACGACGUGGUGAUGCAAUGGACGCGCCGAAUCAAAAAGGAUUGCUUAGCUUGAGAGGCUCCGCAGGGUAUCCUGAUGAAGCUUUGCAAUGCUUCGAAGUCACGAACCCGGUAUUGUCCUCGAAUGGCAUUGUCGACGGCCAUGAGCUCCUGGACGGCUAUCCUGGCAAGGUGCCGCCCAAGUCAUGCCAGAUCCAGUUGAUGAGCCAUGUCUUCGGGAAUAGCUAUGGUCAGCCGUUUGUCGCCGACUAUACACCGCCUGAUGAGACGAAAUGUCCUUUCAACAGGGUGGUGAUGAACUUUACUGUAGUCUCCGAAGGCCGCCAAUUUGAUCGCUUGGCUAUUAUGUGGCUAGGGGACACAGAAAUCUGGCGGACUUCUACAGCAGAACCCAAGCCUCGCCCUGGUAUUGCGUGGACCUACUGGAAGGAUAUGACAACGUACCUGCCAUUAUGGAAACAACCCCAAAAGCUCAUUUUUGAUCUUGGGAAUCUCAUAAAUGAAAAAUACACGGGGUCUUUCAAUACCACGCUGACUGCCACGUUUAUACAGGAUCAGGAUUUGAGAGGGCCGGCAGCACCACCAGCAGACAAGAUUGUGCCCUUGUCGGCCGGUAAGGGGGCUUCUGGGCAAGGAAGCGCGUUUACAUACCCUGAUGAAAAGGCCGAGAAGUCAAUCACUUUACCUCGCAACAUUGAGCGCGCUGUCCUGUCGGUUGCUGCUACUGGCCAAUCGGACGAGGAAUUUUGGUGGUCAAAUGUCCCAGAGAGCGCUGUCAACAACUGGAACGGAACGAAAUUGCUUGGCAAAGGGUCUUUCCGUGAGGUCAGACUCCGAAUUGACGGCCAGAUUGCGGGUUUAUCUUGGCCGUAUCCGGUUGUCUUCACUGGAGGCAUCUCACCCCCGUUGCAUAGACCUGUGGUUGGGCCUCAGGCGUUCGACUUGAAGGAACAAGAAAUUGACAUUACGCCCUGGCUGGGAGUAUUAUGCAAUGGCAAAGCACACACGUUUAGCCUGGAGGUAGUUGGUGCAGACGAUGCUGUGGUAAACAGAUACUGGCUACUCUCGGGCAAGAUCUUUCUCUGGCUAGAUGGCGAGGGCUCAGUCACAUCGGGAUGCCCACCAAAAGUCACCCUGAGCAAACCCAAUUACAACCCGCAUCUAGCUGCCAUCCCAAAUAAGUCUCUUAGAUAUGAUCAGACGACAUCACGCACAUUGGAAAUCAAGUCCAAGAUUAAGCGGACUGGCAAAGUGUCUAAGGCCACUUGGUCCCAACACUUCGCCAUGCGGAACACGGGCUAUAUGCUAGACGCGGGCAACGCCCAACAAGUUGACGCAUCAUACGAGGGAGAAGACAAGGCUACCAAAGACGCGACCUCGUACUACUAUGCUGGCUAUUCCUACCCAAUGUACACGAGCUACAUUCAAAAGGCUCCCGACGGCGAGUAUAGUCUCACGUUAGAUACCAACCUCACCCAAACAAUGGACCUUGCAGUCACCGGGAGCACAGUCUUUUCCAGUGGUUUAGAACCUUUCCUCACUCGCCUCCCAGACCGGGUGUCUGGUUCCGGAACUAAAACGACCAAGAAAGGCAACGCAUUCUUCUGGCAAAAAGACGGUGGUAAAACCAGUGGAGGUUUCGGGAGCACACAUCAGACGUACGACUUUGGUGCCAAGAGCUCUUCGCAGGGGGACAGCGUAGGUUUUGCUGGUUCGCAGCGUUUAUAUUCACGGGAGGUAGUUGUGAAGAAUGAGACAACAACGCUUGAUAAGCAAUGGAUUUUUGGCAAGGAACUGGUACAGACGGGACCACAGGAACAACCAGGGCGAGUGAAUGAGAGCAAUGGGUUUGCGGCCAAGUUUAUCGGAGGAAAGAGACUAGGCGCAAAGCUUAGCAUCAAGUGGCCGAGGGAGGCAAGUGUUGAUGUCAAUGGUGGGAGGUGA